Molecule: messenger RNA, 255 nt
Organism: Parnassius apollo (apollo)
Lineage: Eukaryota; Metazoa; Arthropoda; Insecta; Lepidoptera; Papilionidae
Source: the annotation of a GenBank genome assembly
AUGUUAAUUUUACCAGUCGUACGCACGGCCAGACCAGAGCGCCUCAGUCUCGAGGGCAACUGGCGUGUGAACGGCGUUGGACGCAACGUGUCGCAUUCGUUUGGAUACGGGCUCCUGGACGCGGCGGGCAUGGUGAGGCUGGCUCGCUCCUGGCGAACUGUCCCGCCGCAGAGGCGCUGCGAACUGGCGGCUCCGAGACCACAGCGCGCGGUCCCUCCUAGGUCUUCUGUCACUCUUCAGGUAUGUUCAAAUUAA